Molecule: messenger RNA, 1674 nt
Organism: Physella acuta
Lineage: Eukaryota; Metazoa; Mollusca; Gastropoda; Physidae
Source: RefSeq, a predicted model, not a curated record
UACCUGUUACUUUUUACAACAAGGACACGGCGGACAUGUUGGAAAAAUUAUCUUGAUUUAGAAUCUAGUUGACGCUCGCUAAACGACGGAAGUCAUGACCCAGGCCAAGAGAAUGCUUAAAACAAACCAGAAGAUGUCAGUUCCACACUGCCAACCGACAGAGGUCACAAGCCUCGAAAGUUUUCUCAUAGCGACAGAGAGCGCCCUUGACCAUACGAUAUUUGCAUGUUUCUUAGUGAUUUUAGCAGUUGUGGAUAGUACCUUGUUUGUCGAGUAUUUUAAAACAUAUAAGCUCUUUAAUCUCACCGAAAAUGUCUGGAUUACGAAGACUAUUCUGGGCCUGCUCUCAAUUGUCGCACACUUGGCACUGGUUAAGAAAAUCACACGACUGGUUCGAAGACUGUUCGUAAUAGUCACAAUGGGCAAGGAUACAAGGAGUAUUAGAGACUUGAGAAAGGACCUGGCUACAAGCUUAAACGAUAUUCCUACCCUUAAACUGGAUGACGUCAUUCGGCGUUAUGCCUGGCAGAAGCUGCUAGAAAAAUCCCCGGAAUACGAGAGAGACUAUCUGUUGAUGCAUCAGAACCGCCUCACCUGUUACAUCAACUGGAAGGCGUUAACCAUUGAGCACGGCGUCCCCAAGUUUAUCACCAAGGUGAAGGACGGGAGUGUGAUCAAAACCCGCCGAGGAGAUGUAAAACCAGGCACCAAAUGGGUGACGCUUUUGUCAUGUUACUAUGACAACAAAGCCGGCAGUAAACAAUGUCACCCUUUUAAAGGAUCCCGUAAAACAGCAUCGUGGGUGGACGUGGACCUUGAACAGUGUUACACUGUCAACAAGCAGGUGUGUAUUAAGUUAAACCUUUCUGCAGUCCUAAUGCCGCUUUUACCAAUGGCCAAAGACAAUAACCUUAAUCUAAAAAUGGACAACCCAAGAUUUUUCCUUGAGACUCACACAUGGGAGGUUAACUCUCAGGUUGAAGUUGAGCCAUCGUCUCGAGCCCAUGCUCAGCUGUUAGCGAGACAAGAGUGCUCUGUCGUGGAGUUUGAGAUUGGAACCACUUUGUCCAACCCUAAAGGUGUGUUCGCCGUUACCUUCAAAUUUGAGAGUAGAAACACUGUACAUGUCGUGUACCUUGACAAUUUACUCGAGGCUUUUCAUCUUGAGGAAGCAGGCGGAGUUCUUCAACCCGAAGAAAGACCGUUUGUGGAGUUGAUUGAGAAGAAGUGGCUGGACAAAGAUGGCGUCGAGCACGUGACCUACCACCCCCAGAUCAUCACCCGGGGCUCUAUGGUCUGCCUCGGCUGGUCAGAACAGAAACUGGACAUCAAGAACAGUCCAUUGUCCAUGGACGAGUCCACUACUAAUGGAGACAACAACAUGGACAAGACGCUCGUCGGUCACACAGAAGAAGACACGAACGCCAGUUCCUUCUUUGUUGUCAAUUAGCUACACAUGUAUUCAUUCUUACACAGGAGUCGUACGUGUAGUCUAUGUGGUACUGUAAGUCAUGGUAGGGUUGUUAAAACACCAGCACACAAAUCUACUAAUGUAUACAUUUAUCUGUUUUAAUUUGAUCUUAGUUUAUAUUUUUACUAAUUAUAUAAUUAUCUAGGCCGUUUGUUGUGGCUGAAUAGGAUGAAAUUAAAAAUGAAUAAACCAUCCUUAAUUUA